AUUGUUAGUCGGUGAACAGCCAGCGAACGAGCGGCUUGGCGCGGCUCUAACGAACUCGUGCGAUAAUUCAAGCGUGCAAAGUUAUACCGAAUUAAGAACAUCUGUGCUCAAUACACAUGGCAACAAAUUUUAGUUUACCCAAUGUUAUUAUAAAAAGUUAUCGACAAUCUUUCGCGAAUUACGAAACGUUGAGUACACUGCGGAUUAAAACCCAGCACCGAAUUUAUUCCGCCGCUGAAGUGCCGAGACUGUAAUUAUACAGUGUUUGUGCGAAGGAACGAAUAGACGAGAGGGACGAAUGGUAAGGUUACAACGACGUAAAUUUCGCCGUUAACGUCUGGCUUAGGAGUAAAUGUGGCAUCAUGUCAAACCAUUCGAUGGACAACUUUUGUGGCUCUGCGUUUUGGGAUCUAAACGUGACGUGGUACACAGACAAUCCAGAUCUCACAGAAUGCUUUCAAAAAACAGUAUUAGUAUGGACGCCUUGUGUAUUUCUCUGGACAUUUUGUUCAAUGGAAACUUACUACAUCUUAAGUAGCAAAAGAAGGAACAUACCGUUUACAUGGAUACUUAUAUCUAAACUAUUACUAACUUCUCUGUUAGUCAUACUUUCGAUAGCUGAUCUUGGCUAUGCAAUCUAUUCUCAGGCCAAUGGUGAAACAGUUUACAGCGUGGAUUAUUGCACCCCGCUUAUCAAGCUCAUCAGUUUUGCUAUGGCGUUAGUGCUACUUUUAUACAAUAGGAAAUAUGGAAUGCGGACAUCUGGAUUACUUUUCCUGUUCUGGUUCUUACUUGCUUUGUGCGGGGCCGUCCAGUACAGAAGUAUAAUACGUGGACAUAAUCAAUCGACCGAGGUAACAUACUCAUAUGUCUCUUACAUGAUCUAUUAUCCAGUGGUUCUGGUCCUGUUCUUGCUACACUUUUUCGUUGAUGGCGAACCAAGGUUUUCUGAAUAUAAACCGGUGGAACGACCAUGUCCCGAAACAAAUUCAUCAUUUCCAUCGAAAAUCCUGUUCACUUGGUUUGAUCCUAUGGCAUGGAAAGGUUUUAAAAAACCUCUUGAAACAGAUGAUCUCUGGGCAAUGAAUCCUGAAGAUACAGCUGCAGAAAUUGUACCAAAGUUUGAUAAAUAUUGGAUGGAAACUUUAAGAAAAACGGAUAAGCUGUUUUGGACAUAUUUUGGUGCACAAGGUACAAAGGCAUCAUUCAGAAAAUCCUCAGGUCAAGUAGACUUCAAUAGUGCGAGACGAAAAAAAAUAGCCUCGAUCUUGCCAGCUCUCUGUAAGGCGUUCGGACCAACAUUUUUAUUUGGCUCACUACUGAAACUGUCUCAGGAUAUUUUAACAUUCGCCAGUCCACAAAUAUUGAAAUUUCUCAUUGCUUUUGUUGAAACCAAGGACUCUAGUGGCAAUUUUGGCGAACCUUUGUGGAAGGGAUACUUUUAUGCUGUCCUACUUUUCUUAACGGCAACUGUUCAAACACUGGUCUUGUCUCAAUACUUCAAUCGAAUGUUCUUAGUUGGGUUACGGAUUCGCACAGCACUGAUUGCAGCUAUUUAUCGUAAAGCUUUGAGAAUGUCAAAUGCUGCGCGUAAAGAGUCAACUGUUGGCGAAAUCGUAAAUCUAAUGUCCGUCGAUGCUCAAAGAUUCAUGGACCUAACUGCGUACAUAAACAUGAUUUGGUCAGCACCAUUGCAGAUUAUGCUCGCUUUGUAUUUCUUAUGGGAUACCCUUGGAGCAUCCGUGCUGGCUGGUCUUGCUGUUAUGAUUAUCUUAAUCCCAGUCAAUGCACUGAUUGCUAAUAAAGUAAAAACGCUACAAAUCAGGCAAAUGAAGUGCAAAGAUGAAAGAGUUAAAUUAAUGAACGAGGUAUUGAAUGGCAUUAAAGUUCUAAAGCUAUAUGCCUGGGAACCAUCUUUUGAACAGCAAAUAUUGAAGAUUAGGAACAAAGAGAUACAGGUUUUGAAGGAAGCUGCUUACCUCAAUGCCGGUACAAGCUUCAUCUGGUCCUGUGCCCCUUUUUUGGUCUCUCUGGUAUCGUUCGCCACAUUUGUACUUUCCAAUGAAGAAAACGUUUUGGACAGUACGAAGGCCUUUGUUUCUCUCAGUUUAUUCAAUAUCCUGAGAUUUCCGCUCUCCAUGUUACCCAUGAUGAUCAGCAAUAUGGUCCAAACAUCAGUAUCUGUGAAGCGUAUUAACAAAUUCAUGAAUUCAGAAGAAUUGGAUCCCAACAAUGUGCAACAUGACCCAUCUGAACUGCAUCCCUUGGUUAUUGAAAAUGGAACUUUCACAUGGUGUGUUGAUGAAUCUGAUAAGCCAACGCUGCGAAAUAUUAAUUUGCAUGUUCAGCAAGGACACCUUGUAGCUUUUGUCGGCUCGGUAGGUUCAGGAAAAAGCUCUCUGGUAUCAGCACUGCUUGGUGAAAUGGAUCGGUUGGGUGGCAGAGUGAAUACGAAGGGUUCGAUCGCCUACGUGUCACAGCAAGCCUGGAUUCAAAAUGCAACAUUGCAAGACAACAUUCUAUUUGGCAAAUCUCUCGAUAAAAGUCUUUACAACCGUGUCAUUGAAGCAUGCGCUCUAAAACCAGACCUUGAAAUGUUGCCGGCGGGAGAUAAGACCGAAAUUGGUGAAAAAGGUAUCAACUUGUCUGGUGGGCAAAAACAAAGAGUAUCUUUGGCUAGAGCUGUUUACAGUAACGCAGACAUAUAUUUCAUGGAUGAUCCUUUAAGUGCGGUGGAUUCUCACGUUGGCAAACAUAUUUUUGAUAAUGUCAUUGGCCCUAGUGGAAUGCUAAAGAAAAAGACAAGAGUCUUAGUUACACACGGAAUUACUUAUUUGCCAGAAGUGGAUGACAUUAUUGUUAUUAAAAAUGGCGAAGUAACUGAACGUGGCACGUACAAGCAAUUGUUGGAAAAGAAGGGUGCCUUUGCUGAGUUUCUGGUACAACAUCUGCAAGAAGUCGGAAAUUUGGAGGCUGAUGCAGUAUCAGAAGCAGACCUUGAUGAACUAAAACAACAGCUUGAAUCAACGAUUGGCACGGAUGAUUUGCAGCAAAAGUUAUCAAGAGCUAGAUCCAGGGUAUCUGAAAGUCACAGUGAUUCUGGAUCUGUGAAUGAAAAACGAUCACUUAACGGUUCACUUAAAAGACAAUAUUCAAUAGAUAGUCACAACUCUGUUAGUUUGCUUCAUAGAAAUAGUGUCAAGGAAAAAGAUGCAUUACCAGUUAAGGUUGGAGAAAAACUUAUCGAGGUUGAAAAAACUGAAACCGGAAGCGUCAAAUGGAAAGUGUAUUCUCACUAUCUUCGCUCUAUAGGCUGGUUUUUAACCGUUUCCACGAUUGUAAUGAAUGCUGUGUUCCAAAUAUUCAGUAUUGGCUCCAAUGCAUGGCUCAGUAAAUGGUCAGAUGAUAACACGACAGUUUCAGACACUGCAAAGAGAGACAUGUACCUCGGAGUGUAUGGAGGACUUGGUCUUGGGCAAGCGUCAUUUGUACUACUCUCACAACUUACGAUGGCUGUUGGCUGCAUUCGGAGUAGCAAGCUACUUCACGUGGAAUUGCUAUUUGGUGUACUACGAUCUCCCGUUGGAUUCUUUGAUAUUACACCAUCUGGCAGGAUAAUAAAUCGUUUUGGGAAAGACAUUGAUACUGUAGACAAUGUUUUACCGCCAACCAUUAGAGGCUGGUUACUAUGUCUUACAUCGCUGGGUUGUUGGUUGGCUGCUCGUCGGAUGCACCUAGUGAUGCUGCGCGGAGUGAUGCGUGCUCCAUUGACCUUCUUUGACACGACCCCAACUGGUCGCAUUAUCUCCAGGUUUGCUAAAGACGUGGAUGUACUGGAUACUUCACUCCCCCAACAAAUUUCAGAUAGCAUCUAUUGCCUAUUUGAGGCAGUUGGCACUGUUGUAGCAAUUUGUUACAGCACACCACUUUUUGCAGUUGUAAUCCUACCAAUAGGGGUUGUUUAUUACUUUGUUCAGCGUUUCUAUGUUGCAACUUCGCGACAGUUGAAACGGUUGGAAUCUGUUUCUAGAUCCCCUAUUUACUCCCAUUUUGGUGAAUCUGUUACAGGUGCUCCAACAAUCAGAGCCUAUGGUUUGCAAGACAGAUUCAUUGCUGAAUCUGAAAGCAGAGUAGACUUUAAUCAAGUCUGCUAUUAUCCCAGUGUUAUUGCAAAUCGGUGGUUAGCGAUACGAUUGGAAAUGGUGGGAAACCUGAUCAUAUUUUUUGCUGCUCUAUUUUCCGUUCUUCCAAAAGAAGAUUUGACUGCAGGUGGUGUAGGAUUCUCAUUGAGCUACGCUCUUCAAAUUACACAAACCUUGAACUGGCUGGUAAGAAUGACAUCCGACGUAGAAACAAACAUUGUUGCCGUCGAAAGAAUAAAGGAGUAUGGCGAAACACCUCAAGAAGCGCCGUGGGAGAUUCCUAAUUGUAGUCCACCAGCAGAUUGGCCCAGCGAAGGGCGCGUUGAAUUUAGAGACUACAAAGUUAGAUAUAGGGAAGGAUUAGACCUUGUGCUCAAAGGUUUGACUUUUACUGUCAACGGCGGCGAGAAGGUUGGCAUUGUCGGCAGAACCGGAGCAGGAAAAUCAUCGCUAACAUUGUCGCUGUUCAGAAUAAUCGAGGCUGCUGGUGGAAAGAUUUUUAUUGAUGGUCUAGAUAUAUCACAGAUGGGUCUUCAUGCCUUGAGAUCGAGACUAACGAUUAUACCCCAGGACCCAGUAUUGUUUUCUGGUACCUUGAGGCUGAACUUAGAUCCAUUUGAACAGCACACAGAUGAUCAAGUUUGGAAAGCGUUAGAACAUGCCCACUUGAAAGAAUUCGUUAAAGGUCUGCCGUCCGGUUUGUUGCACGAAGUGACAGAAGGUGGAGAUAAUUUGAGUGUUGGUCAACGGCAAUUAAUAUGCCUGGCUCGAGCUUUGUUGAGAAAGACACGAGUGCUUAUAUUAGAUGAAGCAACUGCUGCUGUUGAUCUGGAAACCGAUGAUCUUAUCCAGCGGACCAUUAGAGAAGAGUUUAAAAAUUGCACUGUACUUACAAUUGCACACAGGCUGAAUACAAUACUCGAUUCAGAUAGAGUUAUCGUAUUAGAUAAAGGUUACAUCACAGAGUUUGACGACCCGGAAACGCUAAUCCAACAAAAAACUAGUGCAUUCUAUAGUAUGGCCAAGGAUGCUGGUUUAGCAGCGUAAAAUUAUAUUUCGUUUAGGUUUUUCGUUGAUUACUUACAACUUUGUACAGUUCAUUGACGUUAAAGAGUUAUCAUAUCCUCUGGAGAAAUAGUUUCGGAAGGCAGAACAAAUAUUUCGUACCAACGUGACAGUAAAAGUUGAUCUUUUUCUAAAAUAUACAUUAAUAUUUGUAAUCGCGAAUUCUGACAUUUUCAUUGGAUAAUUCUGAUAUGAGUUACUUUUUUUGCAUGUCUGUAAAUCACUUUGAACAUGCUAUACUGUUGUUUAAUAUACUGCCAGCCGGAGUGAGCUUAUCUCACCCUGUAAUGUAGUAGGAUCAUCUCUGACGGCAUAUAUAUUUCUUUCAGCCAGUACAUUUCUCCAUAAUCCUGUUAUUAUUUUUUAUUGUUCAAUCAUAUUUCACAAACAACUAUAUUUUUUAAUUAUUUUAAUUUUUUCCUCGAUAUUGUAGCCACCUUAAGUUAUUCUCACUCGAGUUCAAACUAUCGCAACAAUCAGUUUCAAAGUACUCAAGUAACGUACUUAAGUUCCGCGUAUCUACUUAAUUUUACAGUUUACUUCACCAUUCUGGAAUUUGCCUUGUAAUCUUGUAUUACUUUUCUAUUCUUCUCAGUCACCUACGUAACCAGUAUUGGGCAGUUUUAGAAUGUCCAAUGCAAGUUACGCUAGUACUUAGAACGCACCACAAAAUAUGAAAAAUAUUACAAAAAGCAAUUAUAAUGUAUAAUAUUAAUUAAUUAAUGUAAGGUAUUUGGUCGAUGUCAAUUUCAGCAAUCACGUCAAAAAUAGCACACUUGUUGCGAUACAGCAUAUAAGUGUUUUUACUUGAGAAUUUAGUUGAUUUUUUUUUCAACAUGGAUGUUAUAUUAACAACACGAUCCUAUGUUGUAAUACCAGUAAGAUUUGUAAUAUAAGCGUGUGCAAUGCAUAUGGUCUGUACCGUGUCUUGUAUUACAAAUCUUGUAAGUAUCUUAAUUCCAAAGUUCCAUUGCUUUUGUAGAAAUACAGAAUAUACUUAAUUUUUCAGAGGCCAUUGAAAAUAUUCUUUAUACGAGUAUAUUUUUAAUGCUUCAGUAUCUUGCCGCCGUUUCAUGCGACUUAUAAAUAGAAUGGAAUUUUUUUCUCACUUUGAGUUCUUAUGCGUGUAAUUAUAAAAAAAUUACAUCUAAAAAAAACUUAAUAUAAUAUAUUACUAUACUACGCAGUUCUAUUUUAUUAGAUUAUUAAAUGAGUACAAGAGAAAUGCGAUUCUUGGCGAUGGAAUUUUCGUAAGAGUGGAUUAUUUUCGCAUUGUAUGUUACAAAGUGCAGAGAGAAAAGUGCCUACUUGUAUGUACUGUGAAAUAUAUGUAUAUCAUCUGUUUAAUAUGUAGACACAAACCAUCGAGCGUAAUACAGUUAUCUAUCAACAUUUUUAGACCCAACAAAAGAUUCUUAGGUAAUAAAAAAAUACUUACGGAUACUAGUAAUGUUUUACAAAAUAUAUUAUUGAAAAUUUCUCUA
Molecule: messenger RNA, 6691 nt
Organism: Neodiprion fabricii
Lineage: Eukaryota; Metazoa; Arthropoda; Insecta; Hymenoptera; Diprionidae
Gene: MRP
Product: multidrug resistance-associated protein 1
Exons: 26
Coding region: 363-5189 (1608 amino acids)
Biological process (GO): transmembrane transport
Cellular component (GO): membrane
Molecular function (GO): ATP hydrolysis activity; ABC-type transporter activity; ATP binding
Source: RefSeq, a predicted model, not a curated record